GCCCUGCACCUGGAUCGCCUCAGCCCUGAGCGCCGAGGAGGCAGGGCGAGCCGGAGGGCUCCCUCUGGAUUGUUGGCAAAGAACUCCGCGAGUCGCCGCUCCCCGCGGGCUGCGCCCCAGCAGGGGCGGCUGCUACCUGGGCGUGCUCGGGGGCCGCCGGGAGGAUGGGAGACUGAGAGCCGGGGGCAGAGCGCGCUUCUUCCUCAGCGGCGAUUACCUGAAAGGACUCUACUAUUUUUUAUGCAGCUGAACACCUUGUUUUCAUUAAUUAUCAGUCAUACAAGGAAUAUUUGCUGAGACCAUUUUGAAGAGCGCUUUCCAUACAGCUGAUAGCUGAAUUCAGAUUGCUCUUUAAUGAAGAAACAUCAGAGCUGCUAAAAAUAACACAAACAAGGACUCAAGAAUUUUGUGACCAAUGAUGUGGUCGUCAUGGAGACUGAUUCUUUUUCUCUCACUCACUGGGUGUCUUUCAGAAUAUUCAGAAGCUGUUCCAAGCCUCCCGACAUCAUAUGCUGCUAUCCUAAGAAUUAAAUCUGCUAGUUCAUCUUCAGCACUGUUUAAUUCAAAGAACAGGCCACGAUUGAGCAGCUCUUCAUUAGGAAGCAUAUUCUCGCCAGGCUGGAGAGGGACAGCACAACACUAUCACUCACCAACAAACCUCUAUCACUUUUCAGAGGCUUUCAAACAUGAUGAAAUUGUUGAUUAUGGGCCUGUGUUUGUACAAGAACCCGAUGACGUGAUUUUUCCUACUGAUUCUGAUGAGAAGAAAGUGUCACUGAAUUGUCAAGCACGAGGAAACCCUACUCCUAUUUACAGAUGGCUACGAAAUGGAACUGAAAUUGAUAUAGAAAGUGAUUACCGCUACAGUUUGAUAGAAGGAAGUUUUAUUAUCAGCAAUCCCAGUGAAGCAAAGGAUUCUGGGCAAUAUCAAUGUUUAACCACCAAUGUGUUUGGAAGUAUUUUGAGCAGAGAGGCCACCCUUCAAUUUGCAUAUCUGGGAAAUUUUAGUGGCCGGACGAGAAGUGCAGUCUCUGUACGAGAAGGUCAAGGAGUUGUUCUGAUGUGUUCUCCUCCACUUCAUUCACCAGAGAUCAUCUACAGUUGGGUGUUCAAUGAAUUCCCAUCUUUUGUGGCAGAAGAUAGCCGACGCUUCAUCUCCCAGGAGACAGGAAAUCUGUACAUCUCCAAGGUGCAAACAUCUGAUGUUGGCAGCUAUAUCUGUCUAGUAAAAAACACAGUGACAAAUGCCAGAGUUCUGAGUCCUCCUACACCUCUUACAUUGCGGAAUGAUGGUGUGAUGGGAGAAUAUGAGCCGAAAAUUGAGGUCCAUUUUCCUUACACAGUUACAGCUGCUAAGGGAACUACUGUUAAGAUGGAGUGCUUCGCACUGGGCAACCCUGUUCCAACAAUCUCAUGGAGGAAAGUUAAUGAUCAUAAUCCAAGUAAAGCCCGUCUGAGAAAGUCCCAAGCUGUUCUUGAAAUACCUAAUGUACAGCUAGAGGAUGCAGGGAUAUAUGAAUGUAAAGCUGAAAACUCACGUGGAAGGAAUGUCUUCAGAGGACAGCUACAAGUGUACACCUACCCACAUUGGGUGGAGAAGCUUAAUGAUACUCAGUUAGACAGUGGAGAACAGCUCCGAUGGGAAUGCAAAGCUACUGGAAAGCCACGACCCACCUACCAUUGGCUAAAGAAUGGAAUCCCUAUCGGAGCACAGAGCAGGGUUGAGAUGGUUAAUGGUGUACUGAUGAUCCACAGUGUCAAUCUCUCAGAUGCUGGAAUGUACCAAUGUGUAGCAGAAAAUAAAUACGGAACAAUUUAUGCCAGUGCUGAGCUGAAGAUUUUAGCUUCAGCUCCCACUUUUGCACUAAAUCAGAUGAAGAAAACUAUAAUUAUUACCAGAGGCCAAGAAGUUGUCAUUGAGUGCAAACCACAAGCCUCUCCAAAACCAACCAUCACUUGGAAGAAAGGAGACAAAGUAGUAAGAGAGAAUAAGAGGAUAACUCUUCUUCCAGAUGGGAGCCUACAAAUACUGAAUGCUUCCAAAUCUGAUGAAGGAAAGUACUUAUGCCAAGGAGAAAAUGUAUUUGGCUCCGCCGAAACGAUAGCAUCAGUAUUUGUUAAAGAACCAACAAGGAUAGAUCUGACUCCCAAGAGGACUGAGUUAACCGUUGGAGAAAGCAUUGUCCUCAGCUGCAAAGCCAUUCAUGACAACACACUAGAGGUUACUUUCUAUUGGACCUUGAAUGGGCAGCCAAUAGAUUUUGUGAAAGAAGGUGGACACUUUGAAAGCAUGAGGGCACAAGCAUCCUCUGCAGAUUUAAUGAUCAGGAACAUCCUUCUGAUGCAUGCUGGGAGAUAUGGCUGCAGGGUACAGACCACAGCAGACAGUGUAUCAGAUGAGGCAGAACUUCUUGUUAGGGGUCCUCCUGGUCCCCCAGGAAUAGUGAUAGUUGAGGAAAUUACAGAAACGACGGCAACGCUCUCCUGGAGUCCUGGGGCAGACAACCAUAGCCCCAUCUCCUUAUACAAUUUACAAGCACGUAGUCCAUUUUCACUUGGCUGGCAGACUGUAAAAACAGUUCCAGAGAAUAUAAGUGGUGAUAUGGAAUCUGCUGUGGCAGUAGAACUGAACCCAUGGGUGGAAUAUGAAUUCAGAGUCGUAGCAACCAACAAAAUUGGGACUGGGGAUCCAAGUGCACCAUCUCGAGUGAUCAGAACCAGUGAAGCAGUUCCAAAGACAGCACCAGCUAAUGUCAGUGGCAGAAGUGGAAGACGGCAUGAAUUAGUAAUAGCAUGGGAGCCAGUAUCAGAAGAGUUCCAGAAUGGGGAAGGAUUUGGAUACAUUGUGGCUUUCAGACCGAAUGGAACAAGAGGGUGGAAAGAAAAAAUGGUGACACCCUCAGAUGCUUCCAUGUUCAUCUAUAGAGAUGAAAGCGUGCCUCCUCUGACUCCCUUUGAGGUGAAAGUUGGUGUAUAUAAUAACAAAGGUGAUGGACCCUUCAGCCCCAUUGUGGUCAUCUGUUCAGCUGAGGGAGAACCCAGUGCUGCUCCUACUGAUGUCAAGGCUACAGGUUUGUCUGUAUCAGAGAUUCUGGUUGCGUGGAAACAUAUUAAAGAAAGUCUAGGAAGACCACAGGGAUUUGAGGUUGGUUACUGGAAAGAUAUGGAGCAGGAAGAAGCAGCAGAAAAAGUCAAAACUGAAGGAAAUGAGUCAUCCACCAUUCUGACAGGAUUAGAAGGCAACACAUUAUACCAUCUAACAGUGAGGGCAUACAAUGUAGCAGGAUAUGGACCACCGAGCGGCGCAGUCCAUGCAGCCACCAAGAAAUCCCCACCCAGCCAGGCACCAAGCAAUAUUAUGUGGAUGCAAGAUGGCUCUCAUGUGUCUCUGGGAUGGGAGCCUGUUAGACCUCUAGCAAAUGAAUCUGAUGUAAUGGGAUACAAGGUCUUGUUUAGGCAAGAAGGCCACAGCAACAGUCAAGUAAUUGAAACACAGAAAACCUCCGCAGUUGUACUUCUACCUGAUGUUGGGGUCUAUAUCAUAGAGGUUCGUGCAGUCAGUGAAGGAGGGGAUGGAACAGCCAGCUCGCAAAUCAGGGUACCAUCUUUUUCAGGUGGAAAAGUUACAAGCUCUCAAUCCACUUUACAUGUUUUCUCUACUUCCUCAUCCUCUAUAACGUUGCUCUUGGCACUGAUGGUCCCUUCCACCUCAUGGUGAAGACUGCAGACCUUUCGUUUUUUCUGUUGUUUGUUUGCUUUAGCUUGAUAACACCAAUGGAUGGAGCUUUGUGUCCAUGAAGAAGCUGGAACCCUAAGCUAAUGCUUAAAGACCCAUAGAAAUACACAUGGUGCACUUAGAGGAAUGUUGGGAAAAUGAUAAAUAAUUCAUCAGGUUUUUUCUUCAGUUUUUGUAAAUGUCCUCUGUUUGGGGAGGGGACGCUUAUUGGCCCAACAAAAAUAUGCAGAUUGUAUGUAAUAAACUUUUGUAAGCAAAUGUAAUUUCUGUCAGAUGUACUUUACUUUUUUAAUAUGUUUAUCUUUGGUGAUCCCCAGUUGUGUACCAUUAGUUGUUUAAUAGUGGUGUCUAGUACAGUACAUUGGUUUUGUUUGGGAUAUUUUAAAUGACUGAAGUUUGAUGAGGACUUUCAAUCUAGUGCUUUUCUUGCUUCCCAUAAGGCUGGCUGCUUACAGUGACAAGGCAGUAGGAGAGAAGAAAAAGUUCAGCUAUAUGGCCCACUGGAUAAGUUCAGAAAUAUUUUCUGGAAAAUGUAUGAAUACAUAUUAAAUUAGCAAAAAUUGUCAAUCAGAUAUUUUGAAAGCACGUCCAGAGAAAGAGAACAAAGCAGAGAAGAAGCCAUUGUACUGGUGGAACAUAAACUGGAAAUGAUUGAACAUACGCUUACAAGGAAAUAAGUGCUAUUGUUUUUCAUCAGAUAUUGUACAAUUUAACUGCAGAGGAAGUAAAUGUUUAUUUUAAUAGAAAAAUAAAUAAUCUAAAUUUAUUAGCAUGGAAACCACAAUUGGGCAUUUAAUCAAAACAUACAGUAGUUGCUAAAUGGGCAAAUCAAAGGAAUGCAAGGAGACAAAUCUGCUGCUUUUUUUCUGUCAGUCUUGGAUCUUUAUUUUUUAGUUCUUUUUUGUAUGGUACUGUACUUUCUAUAUUUGUUAAUUAAGCUAAAGCUGAAGUAUAACACUGCAUUUCAUGAGGAGACCAUAAUAUUUCAUGGAUUGUAGUCAUGCAGACAUGCACAAUUCAAUUAGAAUAUAGUUUGGGGGCUGGAGUUUCCCAAAUGACACACAGAUUUCCAGCUGGGAAGGUUACUGGAUCUUUUUUUAUGGAUCACCAGAAAGGGCAUGUCUACACAGCAGAGUUAUUUCAGAAUAACUGACAUUAUUCUGAAAUAACACAGACCAUAUCUACACUACAAGCCUUUAUUUCAAUAUAAUGUUGAGCUAGAGGACUAUUUACUCUGACUUAUGGUAGCCCUCAUUUUAUGAGAUGUAAGGGAGAUCAAAGGAAGAGUGUUCUUCUUUCAACUUCCUGCUAUGUAGUCAGCACCAAAAGCCGCGGUAAGCUAUUUUGACUUAAGUUAUGCAAUUGCAUAUCUUAAUUGGACUUUAGCCCUGCUGUGUAGAUGUACCCAUAGAGAUUGAUCUUGUAGGGACAGUGUGCUAUUUUUAAUCCCAGCCAUUUUUUCUGCUAUAUCAGUCAUUUCCUCAUUCUAGAUCUAAUGGCCUUUCCUUAUAUCGGCACCUAAGCCAAAAUGAUUCUACUGUAUAUGGUGUGGGUGUGGGUGCGUUUGUACAGUGUGGUGUGUGUGGUGUUCUCCAUAAGGGUACUUUUUACUACCGUGUUUGUAGGGAUUGUGCCCAGGAUGCACUUAGCCUUGUUUGUGAUAAUCAAGUGUGUUGUGCUCAAAUCAUUUUAUCAGGAAUAUCCUGGUAGCAUAAUGCUCAUAGCUAAUUCUCUAAGGGUACUUCUACACUUGCCCCCUACUUCGAAGUAGGGAGACAAAUGAAGCAUGCCAAAGUUACAAAUCAAGCACAGGAUUUAAAUAUUCCGCACUUGAUUAGCAUAUUCACUGCCAAUCGCCAUUUUAAAAUGCCGGUCACCCGAUGUAACUUGCCGCGUAUAGAUGCGGUAGUCCGAUUUAAAUCCCUUCCUCGAAUUAACUGGUACUCCUUAACAAUGAGGAGUACCAGUUAAUUUGAGUUCAGGGAUUUUUCUCAGAGUACCGCAUCUAUAAGCGGCAAGUUACAUCAGGCUAGUCAAUUUCCAAAAUGGCA
Pelodiscus sinensis (Chinese soft-shelled turtle) is the source of this 5787-nucleotide messenger RNA. NCBI's taxonomy places the organism in Eukaryota, Metazoa, Chordata, Testudines, Trionychidae. The record is from RefSeq and is a predicted model, not a curated record.